UAACUUGGCUGUGAUAUUAACUAUCAACCAAAACCGCAAAGAAGUUCAAGGGACUGGUACGAGAAAUUUAGUUUACGCGCGCGAUGGCGCGAUUAUAAUAUUGACCAUUGAGUUAAUUAAAAUCACUUUAACUAAUAAAACAUGGCAUCGAAGUCUCUAUAUUUUGCAAAGGAAAACUCCAUACCGCUCUCAACUGGACGCGUUUUGCGAUCAGAACUCCGAAAGAGCUUUGUUACGGUAGAAUAUGAGAAAGUGGAAAAGAGCAUUGAGUUGAAUAAUGAGCCAAAGCAAUCGAAUUCGUCAACGGGUGAUGGAGAAAGUGUACAAUCUGAUGUGGACAAUAUCAAACCACCUGCAACAAAGCGUCCGAAAAGAGAAUCAAAAAAUACCGAAGUGAAGAUGGUAAACAAUGACAACUGGGCGCCAAAUAAUUGGAGAGAACAGCUAGUUAAUAUAAGGGAAAUGAGACGAAAACGGGACGCCGCUGUGGACCAUCAAGGCUGUGAACGCACAGCUGACGACAAAGCUCCACCAGAGGUUCAAAGAUAUCAAAUCUUAAUUUCGCUAAUGUUGUCAAGUCAAACGAAAGACCAAGUGACAUACGAAGCGAUGCGAAGGUUAAAAAAGAACAACCUUACCAUUGACAAUGUUCUUAAAAUGACAGAAGAAAAAAUUGGCGAACUGAUUAAACCAGUUGGGUUUUGGAAAAAAAAGGCUGGUUACAUAAAAAGAGCAACGGAGAUAUGUCACGCCGAAUAUGCUGACGAUAUCCCACCUACCGUUGAAGAACUUAUUAAGCUACCUGGAGUGGGGCCGAAGAUGGCGUAUAUUACUAUGAAUGUGGCCUGGAAUAAGUUAUCUGGCAUAGGAGUGGACACUCAUGUACAUAGAAUAUCAAAUAGAUUAGGAUGGGUGAAGAAAACCACAACUAUUCCGGAGAAAACAAGAAUUGCUUUAGAAAGUUGGCUGCCCAGAGAAUUGUGGAGCGAGGUGAAUGUUCUAUUGGUUGGCUUUGGUCAGCAAAUCUGUUUACCUAUCAAACCGUUAUGUGCCAAAUGCUUGAAUAAGGAAAUUUGCCCUUAUGGGAAAAGCAUUAAAACAAAAUUGAAAUAGGAGUUGAAUGAACUCAGGAUUUUCCAACUAUUUAAAUUGCAAUUGUUCAUGUUAUUGGCUUAGUUGUUAUCAGUCAGUCAAUGCUGUUUGUUUUGUUCAGAUUUUUGGAUGUUCUUUUACUAUGAACAAAUACUCCCACAAGAAAAACUGACAAGUGACAAAAUAUUUGAAUUGAAGUAAAAUGUUUAAGAAGCUUUGCUAUGAUUAUGUUUACAAUCACAACCAUUGAUUAGCUUUGCUUACCCUAUGCAACUAUGUCUGUGUUAAAAAAUCAGAGAUAUUUAGAGAAAUAAACAAUGGUAAUGUUUUGAUAUUUACAUAACUUGACUAACACUACCCUUGCAGGCUUGCUAUGGCCUGGUAAACACAGAUGAAACAACAUUAAGAAGAUUAAACAACACUUUUCAUAUUUUAACAUUGCUGCAUUGUUAAAUCUAUUCAAUGUUCUGUACAUCACUGCAUGUUCAUUUCAUGUUCACAGAGUUAUAUCAUUGACAUUAGUAACCUUGAAAUCCAGUAACAUCUGACCCAAUGCUUUUCCCUAAACAUGAAGUUGAAAAUGAAAAAGAAGAAACAAUCUGUGAAAUGAUAUCUGUGUUGAUUAUUCUAUCUAUUUUUAGUAUAUUUAACAUAUAGUAGACAUAAGACACUUAGGACUGUCACCAACUGUGAGAUGCCACACAAGUAACAUCCACUUGAACAUUCUACCAAGGUUGGUCUAGACUGACUAUCAAAAACAAAAUAACAAUUGCAUGAUGUUUGGCAACUGUCCCGUUAAAUUCAUAGGCUGUGAGUGCCACACAUGAAAAUCACAUCAAUUUACACAUGUAAAUUACCUGUGGGUCACUUCUCAAAGAUGCCAUGCCUCCUCCACCAAGAGCAUUCUUCAGCACGAAAUUGAAGGCAUUGAUGCCUGGAAGCUCAAAACUAAAAGAAAAAUGAAUGUCAUGAUGGUAAUAUAUGGCUACAUUCAAUGCAAACAAUUCAAACCACAUAAUUUCCACAUCUUCAUGUGACAUUACCGCUGAACUUGGCACGUGUUUAAGUCAUGCGCUUCGAACAAGUGCUUGAAAUAUUCUUGAACAGCGUCAGGAGUCAGCGCAGCCCGGAUGUAAGGAAAAUACGAUGGAUGACGGGCGAUCACACCUAAUACAUGGAAGAAUGCAUAGACAAUUUCAUGUUAUCGAGCACCUAAGCUCUUUACAUUUAACUCGACUAAUACUGGCGCAAUAAACUGUACGGAGAUUGAAAAUGAAGGGGAAAAUAUCCAUCUCGAAGACUUAAGAAAAUAUGACUUUGCUAUCGUCCAAUCAGGAUUCAUGACGGUGACUGGCCAUUUUCAUUUAAAGAGAUCAUUGAAAUCUUUUAAGAAGUUGCUAUUCUCUGAAUAUCGCCAUAUAUACACACAUAUUUUUAUGUUUGUUUAAAGGAAAAAGUAACGCAACUACACUUUCAUUCCGACAAGCCUGAAAGUCUAUUCGUCGUGAUAAAAGUGUAGUUGUUUUACUUUUUUUAAACAAAUAUACUUCUAUGUACUGAGCACCCUACAACGGAAACAUCAUAAUCAAAAUUGCCUACAUAUAUACUAUAUACACAAUAAAGUACCAUUCCAAGAAA
Messenger RNA from Xenia sp. Carnegie-2017, 2730 nucleotides. Its product is annotated as endonuclease III-like protein 1. The coding region runs from base 142 to 1113 and encodes 323 amino acids. Gene Ontology annotation, molecular function: oxidized pyrimidine nucleobase lesion DNA N-glycosylase activity; DNA-(apurinic or apyrimidinic site) endonuclease activity; 4 iron, 4 sulfur cluster binding. Gene Ontology annotation, cellular component: nucleus. The transcript has a single exon. Lineage: Eukaryota; Metazoa; Cnidaria; Anthozoa; Malacalcyonacea; Xeniidae. The record is from RefSeq and is a predicted model, not a curated record. Gene Ontology annotation, biological process: base-excision repair; base-excision repair, AP site formation; nucleotide-excision repair.